This is a messenger RNA of Octopus sinensis (East Asian common octopus), 567 nucleotides long. RefSeq names its product nitric oxide synthase-like protein. Lineage: Eukaryota; Metazoa; Mollusca; Cephalopoda; Octopoda; Octopodidae. The record is from RefSeq and is a predicted model, not a curated record. Bases 223 to 534 code for a protein of 103 amino acids. Gene Ontology annotation, molecular function: nitric-oxide synthase activity. The transcript has 4 exons. Gene Ontology annotation, biological process: nitric oxide biosynthetic process.
GACGUAUUUUCAACAACCCCUUCGUUUUCUUUUCCCCGUUUGUCAAAAGGAGGCGAGAAGAUCGGUUGGGGCAACAUAACGUUAUAUUUCGGCUGCAGGAACCGUAACAUUGACAACAUCUAUGAGGCAGAACUUGAAACCUACAAGACAGAAAACGUGCUUCAGGACGUUCACUACGCUUUCUCGCGAGAACCCGGAACAAAAAAGACUUACGUGCAACAUAUGUUGGUGAAAAAUUCCAAAAUGGUUUCUGAUGCUAUUGUCCGAGAAGGUGGACAUUUCUACGUGUGUGGAGACGUACAGAUGGCUUCCGAUGUAUCCAACACGAUUGAAUUAAUACUUAGAGAAGAGGCACACAUGACAGCAGAGUGUGCGAAAAACUAUGUGCUCAAAUUGAGGGACGCCAAUCGAUUCCAUGAAGACAUAUUCGGUGUGACAGUUCAUCGGUCGACACCGACAAGUCACGUGCCAGACAAGUCAGCGAUACAAAGCAAUAGAAACUUUAGCAUACCGGAAGUGGAAGAGAAUCUCUGAAGAAUUAAACAGCAAACUGACCAAGAAAAAGAA